Messenger RNA from Orcinus orca (killer whale), 4671 nucleotides. Its product is annotated as steroid 21-hydroxylase. Gene Ontology annotation, biological process: hormone biosynthetic process; xenobiotic metabolic process; progesterone metabolic process. Gene Ontology annotation, molecular function: oxidoreductase activity, acting on paired donors, with incorporation or reduction of molecular oxygen, reduced flavin or flavoprotein as one donor, and incorporation of one atom of oxygen; steroid 17-alpha-monooxygenase activity; heme binding. Gene Ontology annotation, cellular component: intracellular membrane-bounded organelle; cytoplasm. The record is from RefSeq and is a predicted model, not a curated record. Lineage: Eukaryota; Metazoa; Chordata; Mammalia; Artiodactyla; Delphinidae. The transcript has 10 exons. Bases 2661 to 4154 code for a protein of 497 amino acids.
AUCCCCCCCCCGCCAGAUGACCCCCUGGGAGCUCAGUCCCUCAUAGUGACCACCCCAGGCAGAUCACCCUGCACUCCGAGGAUCCAGUGUCCACACCAGAGCCUCCCUUUCACGGUGCCUGCAGGGCGCUCCCCGCGCCCAUACAACCCGUCACUGUGGCCUCAGGCGGGGCUGGCGCUCAGCCAGCACCUCAGCUCUUCUGCUUCGAGAGCAGCUAUUCAGCUACACGUCUCCCAGUCUGUCCUCACGCAGUUGGCAGUUCUGGGGUCUUGCUUGUAGCUGAGACCUGGUCUGUUGAAAGCCCGUUUGACACUUGAUCCCUUUAUCAGCGGUAUUAGGUAACUUUCCCAGAAUUGUGCAAUCCUCACAUCUGAUGAUGUCUUCAUCAAAAGGCCAACUGCUGUUCUACUGGGGUCAACCCUCCCCACCCGCCUGCCUAGCUCUCCCCCUUUGGCAGCACCCCUUGGGUCUGCAGGGCUGACCUAGAAAUUCAUCUAGAGAAAUUUGCUGAGAUCAGUUUUGAUGAAAACUGAGACAGCUCAGCAGCCUGCCAUUCAAUCAUUCAACAGAAAUCUGUGGAACUCUCACUCCGUGCCAUGCUCUGUGCCAGGCUCCCAUCCUCUGUGAAAGGUGUGAUGUCGGGAGCUACAUGAUCCUAUGGGGCACAUAGUUUGGGCAUCUGACCCAGUCUGGGGGAAUGUGAGAAGUGGGCAGGGGAGGCUUCCUGGAGGAGGUGACAUCUAAGUGGGAUUCUGAAGGCUGAGGAGUCAAGCAAAGAGAGUAGGGGUAGAUGAGGGUAUUUGAGGUAGAAGAAAGCAUAUAAAAGACCCAGAGGCUGGGGGCAGGACAGAGCACAUUCGGGGGCACGGCGUGUCAUUCAUCAUGUCUGGAAUUUGGAUUUGGAGGUGGUGUGGAAAAGAUGGAGCUGGCAAGGUAAAUGGUGUCAGUUUAUGAAGGGACACUCACCGGCAUGCCAGCAUUCCAGGUCACUCUCCUUUUGAAUGGAUCCCCUCCUAUUCCAUGCAACUUCGAGAAGUUCUGACCUUCCCCAGUAUUUCCGAGGCUUCCGAGGGCUGUUGUCUACGUGGCCUGGUCAUUGCCCAUCAGAUCUCUCCCAAAAGCUGGUCAGCAUGGUGGUGGCAUAAACCCACCUAUGAGAGCCAAAGAGUCAGCUAUAGUUGUCAGCUAUGAGGAGGUUGCCAGCUGUUGCUGCCCAAUCCCAGAAGGCCCAUGUUUUCUCCUUCCCAGUCCUGGGCGUGGAUCCAGGCUGAGCCCGAGCCUCUCCAUCGGGACCCCCAGAAGUUAACUCUUCAAGCUAGUGGGUAGCACAGCUGGAAUCUCGACUCAGGCUCUCUGGUAGCACAGCCUCGCUCUGGUUAAAGCUCUGAGGUCGGUUCACAGAGCCAGGGAGGGGAAUUGGGGGAUGCGUGGACCGCAGGUCAUCUGCCAGCCCUCACCCCAUCCCCUAGGUGCCCCAACCUCUCAUGGAGCCCCACCUCCCCUCUUUAGCAUGACCUCUCCUAAGCCCCUCAACUGCCUCCUCACCCAUAAAAGUGGCCCCUGAUAGCCCUACUUGGUCCACUAGGACCCCACCCCUUGUGGCAACGGCUCCCAGAAUAGGGCUGGACCCCUGAUCCCAGCUGUGGCUAUCAAGUUCCUUCCUGCGGACUUUGGAAUCUAUGGGGGGCAUGUUCAUUCAUGCUGGGAAACCCCACUUGCCCUGGUGCUAAACCUGUAAUCUGUGGACUCUAACCCGGAAGGCAGUCCUGUUCUGCCUGCACCUGGAAGCACAAGCAGCUUGACGGCAGAGUGGGAGGAGCAAAGAGUGAGGGAGCAGCCCCGUCUCUAGGGCUUCUUUGUUCCCUAUCCCUGGCCUUCCAAGGCCAGCGAGGUCCCUUCUACUUUCCUGCUCUUGGGUUCCAUGAGAUACCCCUGUAUUUGUAUAACAAUUCUUAAUUUUGGCUCAAGCCAGCUCAAGUGGGUCUUUUGCUUGCAACCAAAGAGCAUUAGGUACACGGUAAGAGCUCCAAAUUAAGGGACCAUUUACUUGUUCAUCUUCAACUUUUGAGAGUGAAAUGAGGCGCUGUUAGUGAUUACACUGGGACUACAGGUAUAAACUGGGAUAACGCAGGCAAACCAGGACAUCUGGUUCCCCUAUCUGUAAGUGAAAAGAAAAACACACAGAUCACUUUCAUCUCCUUUUGUUCUUCAGGCAAUCUGGGAGGGCGUAUUAGGCGGGGGUUUUCAUUUUUCUCUCUGAGACAAAGUCCGUGGCAGAAGCUGGUCCGAGGUGGCAGGGUUGGGGGGCGCGGUGGCGAUCUGGAGAGGCUCAGGCCCAAGAGUGGACGUGUUUUCUUUCUUGCCUGGUUGAUGUGGAGGCGGAAAGCUGAUUCUGGCUGCUGAAGAAGGUCAGGGCUGUGUUUCCCUUCCUUUCUUCUUGAUAGAUGAAUGGGAAAAGGCCUGCUCUUUGAUAUGUGGAUUUUCGAAGGCCAAGAGGGUUGGUGCCAUUCCAGGAAUAUACUAUUUUGUGGGCGGGACAGUGGGCAAGGACCUGAGGGAAGGAGUCAAGGGAGGCCUCACAACAGCCCAAGUAGCCAGAUGGCUGGAGGUCUCAAGAGCUCCAAGUGGCCAGGCUUGGGCCCCUGCCCGCAUCUCCAGCCAUGGUACUCGUAGGGCUGCUGCUGCUGCUGCUGCUGCUGCUGCCCUUGCUAGUCGGCACUCGCCUGCUGUGGGGCCAGUGGAAGCUCAGGAGCCUCCACCUCCCACCUCUUGUCCCCGGCUUCCUGCACCUGCUGCAGCCCAACCUCCCCGUCUAUCUGCUUGGCCUGACUCAGAAACUCGGGCCCAUCUACAGGCUCCGCCUCGGGCUGCAAGAUGUGGUGGUGCUGAACUCCAAGAGGACCAUUGAGGAGGCCCUGAUCAGGAAGUGGGUGGACUUUGCCGGCAGACCCCAGAUACCAUCCUACCAGCUGGUAUCUCAGCACUGCCAGGACAUCUCACUGGGGGACUACUCCCUGCUCUGGAAGGCCCACAAGAAACUCACGCGCUCAGCCCUGCUGCUGGGCGUCCGCAGCUCCAUGGAGCCCCGGGUGGAGCAGCUGACCCAGGAGUUCUGUGAGCGCAUGAAAGCCCGGGCAGGUGCCCCCGUGACCAUCCAGAAGGAAUUCUCUCUCCUCACCUGCAGCAUCAUCUGUUACCUCACCUUUGGACACAAGGAGGACACCUUAGUACAUGCAUUUCACGACUGUGUCCAGGACUUGAUGAAAACCUGGGAUCACUGGUCCAUCCAAAUUUUGGACAUGGUUCCCUUUCUCAGGUUCUUCCCCAACCCCGGGCUCCGGAGGCUGAAGCAGGCCAUGGAGAACAGGGACCACAUUGUAGAGAAGCAGCUGAGGCAGCACAAGGAGAGCAUGGUGGCGGGCCAGUGGAGGGACAUGACGGACUACAUGCUCCAGGGGAUGGGGAAGCAAAGAGUGGAAGAGGGCCCCGGGCAGCUCCUUGAAGGGCACGUGCAUAUGUCCGUGGUGGACCUUUUCAUCGGUGGCACUGAGACCACAGCAAACACCCUUUCCUGGGCUGUGGCGUUCCUGCUUCACCACCCUGAGAUUCAGCGGCGACUGCAGGAGGAGUUGGAUCGCGAGCUGGGCCCCGGAGCCUCGGGCUCCCGAGUCCCAUACAAGGACCGCGCUCGGCUGCCCUUGCUCAACGCCACCAUCGCUGAGGUGCUGCGCCUGCGGCCCGUCGUGCCCCUGGCCUUGCCGCACCGCGCCACGCGGGCUAGCAGCAUCUUUGGCUACGACAUCCCCGAGGGCAUGGUUGUCAUCCCCAACCUCCAAGGUGCCCACCUGGACGAGACCGUGUGGGAGCGGCCGCAUGAGUUCCGGCCCGACCGCUUCCUGGACGCGGGCGCGAACCCCAGCGCGCUGGCCUUUGGCUGCGGGGCGCGCGUGUGCCUGGGCGAGCCGCUGGCGCGCCUCGAGCUCUUCGUGGUGCUGGGGCAACUGCUGCAGGCCUUCACGCUGCUGUCGCCCGCGGGCGCCCUGCCCUCGCUGCAGCCCCAUCCCUACUGCGGCGUCAACCUCAAGAUUCAGCCUUUCCAGGUGCGGCUGCAGCCCCGGGGCGGCGGAGGCCGGGGCGUGCGCGAGCGCCAAUGACCAGUGACGGAGCCCGGACUCACUGGCCUCGGUUUCUCCUUUUAUUGCUCCCGUACAAACCCCUUCCCUCCCCCCUGUAAACAUGGUGCUGUGAGAUCGCGGGUGGAGAAGGCUUCCUCCGGUGUUUGGAUGGUGAAGGUGGCCCUCGGCUCUUCUCUGAGCGCAACCCCUCAGUGCUCGGCAGUCAUAGUAGGGCGCUGGAGGGGUGAGCAGCGGCUCAGCCUCCCCUGCCCGGGGGCCGGUAGCUUCUUGGUCUCAGCUUCAUUUCCGUGAAGGGCACGGAGAAGUCAAAGCCCUUCCAGUAGUACCAGCUCACUCCCUGGGAAGGGGUUGUCGAGAGAGAGAGUCAAAGCCUGACAUCCCAUCUGCUCCCAUCUCUGCUCCCCUCUGGCGAGAUGGUUCCCACAAAUCCAUCAAGGAUCCUCCCUCCCUUUAUCCUUCUUAAACCCUCAAUUACAAAGGACUGAGGCUGAAUCCUGAGCUGUCCCUUUACAUCCAAUAAAUCAUCUCCUCGAGA